AUGAGAGUAAAGUUCUACCAUAUUAACAACAACAACAACGCCGUCUGGGAAGCCGCCCCGCGAGAACGCAGUGGGGACGACGGCGCGCACGGUCGGAGCCGGCGCACGGAUGGCUCUGGAGCCAUCCCUGUCGCUUGGGUCAUCCCUGCGGGGAAGACGCUCCGGACCACGAAGCCUGCACUUGCACGGACUGAUCUCCCCCGUCGCCGGCUCGGGGACACGGCUCCUGUCACCACCGCUCUGUCGGCUGCGGCCCGACCCUGGGGUCCAUCCCCGUGGCUGCAGGUGCAGGGACCCCAGGCCAAAAGUCCAGGCAGCGCCGCCCAAUGUCCGCGCCCACACGCCCCUUCUCUACAUGGGGACACCCCCUUCUGCCUCACGCGGCCAAGCUCGGGGACAGGCACAGAGCCCGGCCUCCACAAACAGGAACCCGUGAAAGGAGGUGCCCAGCAGAACCCCAAAAGAGAAGACAAGGAUACGGAGGAGCCCCUGUCAGAAGGGAAGCGAGGUCCACGCGCGCUGCCCACACAUGGAACCGCGGCCUCGGGCGCCUCCGCCGAGCUCAGCGCCCCACAGCCGGACUGUGCGAAGCUCCCGGAGGCGGCCGGCUCGCUCCUCACCCGCGGCCAGCUCUGCCAAGCUGCAGCCUCUCCCACCGGAGACACAGGCCUCGCUCGAUUCCGGACCACCAACACCGACUCGGCCCCCAAGACUGAGGAAACGCCCGGCCCAGAGGGAGGCGGCAGGACGCUCGGUGCCACGUGCGAGGCGCUGGGCAGUGGGAACCCCUACUUCCCCGGCUGUUAUGACUUAAGAGAUCGCGUCCCAGCUGUGCGUCGCCCUGAGGGGUUCAAACGGUGGCGGCGGCAGGACACAGCCGCUCUCGCUCUGAUCAGGAGGCCGGUCAGGAACAGGCAGAAGCAGACCCAGGGCAGGAGGCUACGGAGGCAGCAGUCUGAGGGGGACGACGGCCCCACGUCAGGGAGACCCCCUCCGAGCCGCGUGGGCAGUGGCCGGCUUCCCCGCUCCACCACGCCCAACACACCGAACACUCUGAAAUCGGACAUGCCUGGCCGGGUGGUGUCUCACAGUGACAGGAGACAGGACGACACGGCCCAUCAACAGGCCAUCGCAGCCUCGCUACCCCAGCUCAUUCCAAUCCAUCACAAAGAUGCCGACGGAAAACAAAAGUCCGUUCUCUUGGUGCAGCCCCAGGGCCCAUCGCACACACGCGUGGAGGACAGCAGCGGGCAGCGGGCAUCGGCACGGCCGCACAAGAGCAGUCGGGCCCCACGGCCGCGAGCUCCGCAGGAAGGCCCUUCAUCCCGGGGCACAGCCUCCCUCACCCGCGGCGCAGAGCAUCCCGCGCAGACGCGGCGCCCCGGGGAGGAGACGCGGGGCCGUCCCGGGCGCAGCCUCCCCUCCUCGGGAGGCCCGCACGCGGCCGGGCAGCCCCCGGGACACCUCCGCGGGGCAGCCCCUCUGGACCCCCGCCCGGGGCCGAGCAGCGCGGGGGUCCCGCUCGCGGCGCACGCCCGCCCGGCCUCCCCACCUGCCCCGCGGCGCUUACAUAAACGCGGCCCCCGCGGCGGUGCCGGGCCCCGGGGUCCGACCCCCGCCCUCGCCUCCCCUCGCCUCGCCUCACCUCAGCCGCGGGCCGCCCGCUCCGCUCCGCACGGCGCGCCCGGGCUCGGACCGCGAGGCCGCCGCGUUCCCCUCGGCUGCCGGGGCUGCGGCGCGCUGGCCGUGGCCUGGCGCGGCCCCGAGCGCGGCCCCGAGCGCGGCCCGACCCCGCCGCCUCCGCCGCCGCCGCUGCCGCCGCCGCCGCCUCAGCCUCCGCCUCAGCCUCCGCCCUCCGCCCUCCGCCCUCGGCCCUCCGCGCCGGCUCCGCCUCCCAGCCGCCCCCGCCGCCGGCCGCGCGCACGCCGGGGGGAGGGGGCGCCGCGACGCAGGGCGUGCGCGCGCCCGCGGGCCGGCAAGCGCCCCCCCCCCCCUCCGCGCGGUCCGGGGCUGCGGGAGCGCGCACCUCGGCGGGGCCCGGCUGCGCGGUGCGCGUGCUCAGAGCAGGUGGGGUCCCGGGCGCCCCGGCGCGGAGCCGGUCCCCGCGCGUCCCCUGAGCGCUCCCGCGGAGGUCGGCAGCCGGGCGGGCCUGCGAGGGGCGGGGACGGGGCGGGCUCGGAGGGCGCUGCGACCCGCUGGCUUCCGCCCUCCGCCCUGCGCGGCGCCCCACUGCGCGCACGGCGGGGACACGCGCGGAAAUGCCACCGGCUGCGGGUUCGGUUCCGAGCAGGACGCAAACCAAAUCCUCGUCGGGAAAGGCCCACGGCCCUGGAGCAGGUGCUGAGAGCGGAGCGGGCGGUGCGGACGGCGUGGGGCCCGGGGCUCCCGACCCCGCAGAGCAGGCCGCUGCCCAGGCUGGACCCCGAGCCACCGCGCCGCGCUCAGGGCCGUCUUAGCUCGGGCCCUCCGCAGGGACGUCCGCCGGCCUCCUGCCCUGCAAAAUAG
Messenger RNA from Lontra canadensis (Northern American river otter), 2505 nucleotides. Its product is annotated as basic proline-rich protein-like. NCBI's taxonomy places the organism in Eukaryota, Metazoa, Chordata, Mammalia, Carnivora, Mustelidae. The coding region runs from base 1 to 2505 and encodes 834 amino acids. The transcript has 8 exons. The record is from RefSeq and is a predicted model, not a curated record.